AUGUAUAUCUGAAUACUAUCACUGUUUCAUGGCUUAUCUUUUUUAUAGCUAUUUUUAUUUCUUUGAUUCAGGACUUAUUAGUAUAAAUACAAGCAGUUGUGUAGACACAAAAUAGUCUUUAUAUCAUUCUUUUUACAUCGAAUAAACAAGUCUCAAACUAUACUUCUUUUUUGUUCUCUUUUUCUUUUUAUUUUUCUUUGUUUUAAUACAUACUAUCACAGGUUCUUCACAGUAUUGGCAUUAACUCUUCUGGGUUUUCGAACCUAUUAUCUAUACAAUUAUACAAACAAAUGGUGCGACCACAAAUGGAGUAUGACUUGGCUAUCUUAACUCUCACUGCUGCUCAGUACAAGCAAUCAGAAAAAAAAACACAAGAUGAUUGUCACAGAACCAUCUUCGGCAAAUCUCCUACUGCUUCGACUGAAGUUAUGCGUCAUCUUAGCCAUCUUCCCUCUAUGAAAGAGCGUAGCCACAUAUUGCGGAUUACACAAUCUAGUAAAAAAAAAAAAAAAAAAAAAAAAAAAAAAAAAAAAAAAAAAAAACACACAGCAUCCAUUGCCUGCGCAUCCAUCCUCAAUUACAUAUAUCGCAAGACGUGGAUGACCCCAUCCCGUGUCUUCUCAAUCAGCUUCCCUCUCGAACGCCCAAGUCACUUCAUACACAAGCCUACUGGCGAAUACAUUGGAUUGCCAUCCAAAGAUUCCUCUAUAAAAUUGACAUAA
This is a messenger RNA of Cokeromyces recurvatus, 722 nucleotides long. RefSeq lists its product as uncharacterized. NCBI's taxonomy places the organism in Eukaryota, Fungi, Mucoromycota, Mucoromycetes, Mucorales, Mucoraceae. Bases 291 to 722 code for a protein of 143 amino acids. The record is from RefSeq and is a predicted model, not a curated record. The transcript has a single exon.